AUGCCUAAACAGAAAUCCCAAGAGCUUCAACCAUUGAGUAAAGAUGGGAAACGAGUCAAGAAUCGAGAUGCUGAUGAUGAAAAUGAGGGAGAUGGAAGGGGUUUGCAAAAAAGUUUAACGUUGUUCAAUGGUGUGACGAUCAUCGUUGGAUGCAUUAUCGGCUCUGGGAUUUUCGUCUCACCGACCGGUGUACAAGAACGUGAGUUAAAAUCU
Molecule: messenger RNA, 213 nt
Organism: Mesorhabditis belari
Lineage: Eukaryota; Metazoa; Nematoda; Chromadorea; Rhabditida; Rhabditidae
Source: the annotation of a GenBank genome assembly